Messenger RNA from Magallana angulata, 4651 nucleotides. RefSeq names its product centrosomal protein of 85 kDa-like. The record is from RefSeq and is a predicted model, not a curated record. Gene Ontology annotation, cellular component: centrosome. The transcript has 16 exons. NCBI's taxonomy places the organism in Eukaryota, Metazoa, Mollusca, Bivalvia, Ostreida, Ostreidae. The coding region runs from base 717 to 2996 and encodes 759 amino acids.
UUAUUAGCAGUUCAAUGAAUUUUUAAGCUGAACAAAUCUAUGCUACUUUUGUCUAUAGCUAGAGGUCAAUUUAAAAAUAAAGAUAAUGAUUCUAAAAAACAUGUCAAGGAGUUAAAACCGAAAACAUCAAUAUUAUUGUGUUUGAGUGGUUUAAACCUGAAGUAUGAAAAAAAGAAGCUUUUUACAUCUAUUUAUCUUUCCCAAUGAGGGAUAAGCCUCAAAUAAUAACACUACAUUCGUAUUUUAUCUUGACAUCUUGAUAACCAAAAGCAAUUCCCCUCUCAUUGAUUUCUUAAACACUUUCUCCUAUUGACAGCGUCUUGUAUUAUUUCUGCAUUUGCUUGGGAAAAUUGGUUUUUAACAAUGAGAUCAAUUAUGGAGACAUGUUAACUGGAGGGGAGGACUUUGAUAUUUAUGUUCUAUAUAAUAUAUAUACAUGCAUGAAUGGCUUGGUCUGACCCGAGACAAAGGGUCCUUUAAAUUUUUGUGUACUUGCCGUUCAGUCAUUAGCUCUUUUGCAAAUGGAGUGAAAGGUUUGUAUAGCAUUCAAUGUCAAGAUCUGAUUGGAUUUGUUAGCAGUAAUGUGCACGUUCUGUAGCAUAUAAACCUCAGGGGAGAAAUAUCAUUCUGACUUAUGAAAUUAUAACUCUGAUGAUCAGGUUGUGUAAUGUGAAGAUUUCGGGGACUCGGACAAUUUGUGUAGUGGUACUUUAGCCAUGUCAUGGACUGGUUCAGGGACCCCUAUCCAAAGUAAUGUACCAGAUUAUCAGAAGAUGCUCCAGAGUAAUCUUCUAUCAACAGGAUGGAGCAGCAGAGGAAGUUCAGACAGAUACAACAGUUACUCCCACUCCCAGAGUCCACUCUCCCCCACCCCCCAGGACGGCCUACCCAAUGGUCUGCCUUACUCAGACACCACUCGCCGGCCUCACUACCAGUCAUACCGACCAUCCAAUUAUGGAAUUUCUGAACCUUCAUAUUUAGAUAAAGACUUCAAGGAAUUGUCAGCGGAGGACACUUAUACUUACCCAAAGUAUGACAGUACAAUUAGUAAAGACCCUCUAGAAAGGCCUCGCUAUGACAGUAAGGGUUCACUAGACCGUCCUAGUAAAUAUGAACCAUCAAAUGAUUUGUACCAAAGAAAAUACUCCAGUUAUUCUGCCUCUCGAGGGGACGAUAUCGACGGUCCGAUCGAGGACACAAACUGGGCCUCGCCCCCAAAAUCGACCCCCACCGAUGUUCCCAGCUCUUUAUAUGCGCCCCCUGUGAGAUCUCGGACAUCUGUGACAGAUGCACCUGAUUUUAUUAGGGAAAGAAAGUCUUCCACGUUAUACGAAGACAAGUAUUAUUCGGACAAUGACGCUGUGUCUGGUGGCUCCAAAACGCGGUCCAGGUAUGGCAGUGAUCUAAAGUACAUGUCUGGUGACCUCAGACAAUGGCAGAGGGGCCAUCUGGAUUCUUACGGUGAAACUAACUCGCCAAGCUCACAGAUCUGGCCAAGUAUUUCUAGUACAUAUCACACAUCAUCAUAUUCCCCCUACCGGACCUAUAGCACAGACUUUCGAUACAGUAGAACUCCAAAGGCUGCAGAAACAAAUGGAGGCCUGGACUCUCUGUUGAAGCACAUUGACGAUAAUCCCCGAAAAUGGACGUCGGUCAGCAAGGCAGCCGAUGACAUUCACAAAGAAAAGGACUCCCUCAUUGAAAAAUUAAAGAUGCAGGUCAUGAGAUUGGAGGAGGAUAAUAAACAAUAUGAGGGGAAACUGAAGAGAGCUGUAUUAAAUGGAGAGGGGGGAGAUGGCGAGUCCUACAAACAAAUACAGGAGCUUGAGUUGAAGAAUGCUCAACUUAAAGCAGAGAAUGCAGAAAUAAGAACCAAGAAAAAUGCUGAGCUGGAUGAGCUAGAGAUGAAACUUGGGGCCACAGAACAGGAGGUGGACCAGUUGAGAGCUGCCCUGAGGAAGAGAGGCUCAGGGCCUGAGUACUCGGACGCACAGUUCUAUGAGUUGGAGAGAGAGAAGGAGGACUGGAAGAGGAAGUACCUGGAGAUGUUUGACAACCACGGACAGAUGAAGGAGAAACUGGACGAGUUACAGAGCUACCUGUCCGCCCUACCCACAGUGGAGGAGAGCCUCAAAAACGUCCAGGAACUUCAUAGUUUGCAUGAGAAAACUCAGUUCCAGGAGAGCCGCAUUGAAGAACUUCAGCAACGACUGUACCAGGGCAAGAAAGCCCUGACUUCUCGGGAAGUCCAGAUACAGGAACUAGAACACAAGGAGAAGAGGUUAGCCGGUCAGGUUGCUGUGGUAACAGAGGAGAUAGACAGGAUCAAGUCUGAGGGUGAGGGAGCAGAACUCCAGAAAUGUGAGGACCAGUUACAGAGAGUCAAACUCGAGAAUGAGCGCCUAGCUGUCGACCUUGACAAGGCCAAAAAGCUUUUGGAAACUAGCUACAGGAAGUUGAGACAUUCAGAGGUCAAGAGUCAGAACGAGAUGAAACAGCUACAGGAGAGACUGACCCACGAAGAGGAGUCAGUGGAGGCCCUCCGAGGGGACUGUCGGAUGAAGGAGGAGACCAUGAAAAAAUUAAAACGCUCAAUGAAAGAGAUGGGGAGUAAAAAUCAGGACUUGAUGGAGCAGAUUCUGAUCAUAAGAGAGCAGCUUAAAACAUUGGAGGAACAAAUGGCGGACGAGAACCAGAAGAUUCAGAGACAGUUCACACAGGAGCUCAGCAUGUGUUACCAUGAGUUACAGUCCCUGGUCCAAGUGUGUGUUCAACGGGCGGAGGGCAACGACCCCAAUAUGUCACUGCUCCUUGGGGUCAGAGCUCCAUCUGAGUUAGAGUCAGGCCAAGCAAACAAAGACCAGGAGGCCCAUACACUGAAACAGUGGCUAGGGAAAGUGAAGGAACUGAGGGCAGAGAUUGAGGGCCUACGGGGCCUAAUCUGUAACAAGUACGCAGAGGACCUCGGGGAUAACAUGAACUGUGUUACCCAGUGAAAUCCUCGAGAUUUCCGGGAAAUUCCUUUUGUGAGGGACCUUGGGAAUAACAUGAAAUGUGUCACCAAACAAAGUCCAUGGAACUCCUUGUAAACAGCUUGUCUGUGAGAACCUCAGAGAUAGCAUGAACAGUGUCACCCAAUGAAAUCCAUGGAAUUCCUGAGAAACACCUUGUCAAAAAGGAAUCUCGGGAUAACGUAAUAUUUACCCAAAGAAAUCCAUAGAAUACCUGGGAAAUACCUAGUUUAACAUGAACUGUGUCAGCCAAUGAAAUCCAUCAUUUAGAUUUCCAAGGAUACACCAUACCUUGGAGGAUCUUGCUGAAUAUGUUAAAUUUAAGGCUACUGAUAAGGCUGAACACAUUUUUAUGUUCUGGAAAUAUCUGGUAGGUUUCUUUUAAUGUUCAUGAAAUCUGAAUGCCAGAGAAUUGCCUUUGAAUGGAAAUACAAAAAAAGAUGAUUAACUUCUUUUAUGAUAAAAGUACUGUAAUAUGUUUCGCGGGUGAGUUUAAGGAUUAAGUUAGUGUGAACAUAUCUGUACUAUGUACAUAAAAAAACCAUGUUCAUAUUUCAACAAGGUUGAGAUCAUGGGUGCAGUUAUGCCCCUUUAAUCUCCAGUUUGCUAGUCUGUAAAUCUGUCUCGCAAAUUUUUUGUAAAUGUUUUUUUGUUAAGUUAUGCUGAAUUUGGCUCCAUUCACAUUGCCAGUUUCUUCAAAAUGUUCAAAAUAAAAGGGUAUUGGUUGGUUAUACAUUUUUGAGAUUGUGUAUUUAACAGUGAUAUUGAAGGUUUUCAUUUGUGCAUAGUUAAAAAAAAAUAUAUCUUUUGCAUAUAGGUAAUGUGUAUUGCAUCACGUUUGAGUUUAUUCUGAUUGUAAUAUAACCAUUUUUAUGAAAAGAAAGGCAGCAUGAAUAUCAUAUUCAUAUCAAACUUCUAAGUAACAUAACUAAUUUAACUAAAUUGAAUUUUUUUUGAAAAUUCAGUCUCUAGGAAAUAAACACCACAAAAAAGUACUGUCAUAGAUUAUGAAAUUUUAAACUUAUGAAACAAAAAUUAUUUCAGUGUAAGAUGGUUUUGCAAAUAUGAUUAAGAAAAAAAACAAAUUAGUAAAUUUUUAUUUUUGAAGAAAAGUUGUCAUGAAUGUGUGAUAUUUGUCCAAAAAGGCCUUCACUUGAAUUAUAUGAUUUUAUUUGAUGAAAUUGAGUUAUCAAUACAUGUAAUAGCUAUGAACUUUCUGAUGGUAUGUGGAUACAAUCAUAUCAUUCUGUAUUGCCAAAUCCCACGAGAUUUACACACAGGUGCCAUAAACUUGUAGAUCACUUAAUAGAGAAACAUGAAUCUGUCAUGAAAGAGAGUUUUGUCAGAGGGUUUGAUUGUUGUGUGAAUGUUGAUAGAAAAUUAAGCAUACAUUGUGAUUAAAUGGUUGUACUGAGAGAAUUUUAAAAUCAAAAUGUGCAUGUGUAUGUUUGGUAAGAAUUAUUUGUUGUAAGUUGUAUGUCAUGAAUUCUCAGUUUUUAUUUCAACUUUUUAUUAUUAACUUAAACUAUUGUUGAUUAUAUGUACUGUUGAUAGGUAACGAAAUGCUACGAUUUUAUAUCUUUGUUGAUAGAUUUGAAGCUGAGUAAAGUAUUUCAUAGCUGAUCUUCAUGAAGCAGAUC